This is a messenger RNA of Wyeomyia smithii (pitcher-plant mosquito), 962 nucleotides long. Its product is annotated as protein TEX261. Lineage: Eukaryota; Metazoa; Arthropoda; Insecta; Diptera; Culicidae. The transcript is spliced from 4 exons. Gene Ontology annotation, cellular component: COPII-coated ER to Golgi transport vesicle; Golgi membrane; endoplasmic reticulum membrane. The record is from RefSeq and is a predicted model, not a curated record. Gene Ontology annotation, biological process: endoplasmic reticulum to Golgi vesicle-mediated transport. Gene Ontology annotation, molecular function: COPII receptor activity. The coding region runs from base 218 to 814 and encodes 198 amino acids.
UUUUCGCCGUCGUAUUUGUUUUUCUCCCCGUUGGACUAUUAUAUUACUUGUGCGUCCUAUCGUUAUAGAAAAGUUUUGCAUUUAUUGCCCAAAAUUUAUUCGGGCUUAUUGCCAAAGAAAUUUGUUAUCCACCAUAAAGAUGGAUACCUAGCUUUUUUAUUGAUUUACUUGUGUGCACGUUAAAAGAAGUUCUAAAACUCGAAAUCCGCCGGCAACUAUGACUUUCCUCAGUUUUCUAAGCUAUGUUUCUCUACUAGUGCAAAUCUGUUUCGUGACUGUGUCAAUCGCUGCGGGUCUUUACUAUCUAGCGGAACUGGUUGAGGAAUACACGGUUACAGCUAAAAAAAUUAUCACCUGGAUGGUAGCAACCUCACUGAUACUCUAUGUGAUAUUCAUAUUCACGGAACCGUUUUCAUGGACGAUGUUACUUUGUGGCAUAGGGGCACAAGUACUCCAUUUAGUAAUACUAAAGAAUUUUCCUUAUGUUAAAUUCCUCUCACCAAAUUUUUUGAGUGCUGUGAUUUUAUUAUUGGUGAACCAUUAUUUGGCAUUCAUCUAUUUCCAGCAGCAGUUUCAUCCUUUCUCUGAGGUUAUGGCUUAUUUUACGCUAUGUUUAUGGCUCGUACCAUUUGCACUGUUUGUUUCUUUGUCUGCCAAUGACAAUGUUCUUCCUACGAGCAACGAAAGAACGCCACUUCUGAGUGACGAUUUAGUGACGAAUUACUUUUCGAGUAAGAAAAAAAUUGGACUCUUGUCACUUUUCAAUUAUGCUAAGGAAUCGCUUCUACCAGAGCGUAAUAAAAAGUCAUUUUAAAAGCACGCAUUGACAAAACAAAACGAAGGUUUGGCCAUUAAGCAUUCACAUUAGAUUAUUAUCUGUUAUCUUUUGUUACGUAUUUAUUCAUCAAAUUUCGAUUGGAAAUAAACAUUGAGGAAGAGAUAAUUUGGAACGACAUACUAAA